Molecule: messenger RNA, 2853 nt
Organism: Ogataea haglerorum
Lineage: Eukaryota; Fungi; Ascomycota; Pichiomycetes; Pichiales; Pichiaceae
Exons: 1
Coding region: 1-2853 (950 amino acids)
Biological process (GO): protein import into nucleus
Cellular component (GO): nuclear membrane; cytoplasm
Source: RefSeq, a predicted model, not a curated record
AUGAAUUGCAAGUUUUUUGGUGCUCUCACAUACACAGUCAAUCUCAAUUUUCAUGGCGGAGAACUAACUAAGAAAGAAAACGAACAACAGCUGAAUCAAAUUCGAAUCGCUCUGUUAAAUCAGGUCCUGCAGCUGAUCAAUGAUGAUGCUGUUCUACAAAGUGGCAUGUUCGUUGUCAAGAAAAUGCUGUCCAACCUCUCUUUGAUGUUUAUGAAUAGCAGUGGAACAUGGUGCAAUCCUCUGUUAACGUUGAUCAACUGCAUCGUGUGCAACCAAGUUUCGGACUCUAAUAUCGCUAACGACCAAAUCGAUGAGGCCUUGAGCCGCCUUCCGUCGCCAAAAGCCUAUGUCCUCUUGCUUUUCGUCCAAAUCUUAGCGGAGGAGUUGGUCAAGAAAGAAGCGACGAACGUGUCCAAUGUACAAACCCAUAAUUUAGUCCACCAGCACUUAUUUCCAACAGUUCAGAAGUUGAUGACGGCUUUUAUCAAUCUAUCGCCAGAACGAAAACUCAUAGAAACAUGGCUUGACUGUCUCGUCUCGUGGGUGGGGUAUGCCUCAAAGGCUGAGUUUGAUUCCACAGAACGCUAUGAUCUAACAGGUCUUCUCUCAAUAUGUAUCUCGCUCGUCACCAACACAGAUUAUGCCAUCUCUCAGAAGGCCAUUGAGACCCUGAGCGAGGCUUUAGAAACCAAUGCUACAUUUUUCAAUAGCCAACUAAAAGCAGAUUUGCUAUCGAUUUUAUUUGGCGAAGUUGGCCUUCAAUAUGUGAAUUACUUUAGCUCUCAACAAGACGAGAAAAGUGUGGCGGACUUUGCGAGGCUGAUAAUUGCCUUUUUAGACACAGAUUUGAAUGCAUUAGUUCUAAAACUCACAAACGAUGAGAACGAGUAUAUUUUCGAUUUCCUACUUGUCCUCACAGACUAUCCAGGAAUUCCGAUAGAAGAGGAGUCAGUUUCCAGAGAGUUGGCCGACUUCUGGCUUCGCUUUGCAGACUACUGUAUAUGUGAGGAUACUACUCUCCAAACGCUUCUGCAUGAUAAGCCAGGUGGUCACGAGGCUCUUUCUGAAAAGAUCAGGGCCUUAUUCGAAAAAGUCACCCAGAUAUAUUGGAAAAAAGCGCAUGUUCCUGAAGAUGAAGAAGACUUUUCGCAGUACAAGCAAGAGUUCGCCCUCUAUAGAAGAGAUAUCGGAGAUUUGUUUGAGUCUGUGUACCCAUUGCUCAAACUUCCGCUGAUAAUCAGUCUUCUAAUAACCAUAGAAAAAAGCAUACAAAUAGGGAAGCCGGCAGAUAUUGAGCCAUCUUUGUAUCUUGUAACUUAUAUUUCCAAGGAUUUCGGGGACGGAGAGGUGGAUCCUCAAUUGGUGCAGCACUUGGGCUCGAUCUUAGAUGCGAAUCUUCUGCCUAUCGUCCUGCAAAUGAAAACAGAUCGCUUCAGGUAUCUUGUUAGUACCACAAUUCAAUUCUUUUCGAGCGCAGAUUGGUUUUACAAAACAGAUGCGGCGAUCAAGUACCUGCCUCAAAUAUUGAGCUUCUUGUUUGAUUGCAUGAUCAACACAAACAUAUAUCAGCUUUCGAGCUCAAAAGCUAUCUCGAAUAUAUGCAGUCAAUGCAGGUAUUCUCUGAUCGAGUUUUUGCCUAGUUUUGAGACUAUGACCACGGAGAUGAUCAAUAACAUAGCUAUCGAUCCCGUUGUUAGGCAGCGCAUAAUUAACGCAUACGCCUCUAUAAUAGAAGGUGUGAAGGAUCCCGUGAUUCAAGGCGAGCACCUUUUCAAGCUAUUCGAUCUUUUGGACAAGAAAUCAGUGUCUGUAUUUGCAGAACUGGCCACAGCUAAUGCAGAAGAGCGCGAAAAAAUGGUUGAUUAUCUGACAAGCCUGAUGAGCUCUGUCAGUGCCGUUGGGAAAGGCAUGCAACUACCAGACGAAGUAGAUGGAUACUAUACAAAAGAACAAGAGAUGAAGGUGCAUGAAUAUUGGACCACAGAUCCUUUGGGAAUACAUUCCAAAUUAUUGACAAUCAUUACAAACUUCACGAUGACCAACGAAGUUUUAUCAGAGAACUACCAGAUAAUUGAAGAGGCUGCUAAUUUGUUCAAGUGUGGGCUCACGGAGUCUCUUCCUGGGCCUUUUGUGUUCGACUGUGCGACCAUUUUGCAAUUCAUUGUGACAAAAUUUAGCUCAUUGAAGAAGUCCCAUGCAUAUCCCCUUCUUUAUUCGUUACUGAAUUCGGUGGUCACAGCUCACUACAGGACUUUAGACCUCGAGGUCCUACAUGGAACGGUCAACACCAUAUUUCUGUCAAAUCUUCCAGUGAUUGAAGACGAUCCAGAUCUUGUUCAAUCGAGUCUCAAUCUUUUCAGCACGAUGCUCACUACAAGGCCCUCUUUGUUACUCUCAAAUGAAAACCUGCUCAUGACCGUGUUAGAAUUUGCGUUCAGACACUUGGGAUCAAAUGAGCGAUUUGUUCUGAAAGCACUCGAAAAGUUCUGGACAAGGUUUAUCACUUUGAGAAAAGGAGAUAGGCAGGACACGGUGAUGGUCAAAAGACUGUUCAAUGAAACUAAGUUGGGCUACGUGCUAACCUUCAAUGUGCUGAAGUAUAUGUUUGCUACGCAGAGAUCAAAUUUGGAGACUUUCAUCGAGAUCAUUAAACAGCUCGUGGCUAAAUAUCCCUUGAUGAUGAACAAGUGGCUGCAGGCAGCAUUUCCAAAGCUCAACGAAGAAAGAGAGAAAAAGAUCGAAAACUGGGAGAUUUUUGUGAAGAAAGUGAUGCUUACCAGAGGUACCAGAAGUGCAAAUGAUUUGAUCAAAGAUUUUUGGCUGGAGGUAAACGGGUUGAUCAAUUAUAAGUAA